AUGGACCCCAGUCGCCGAAAUAUGAUAAACAAUGGCGGGCCUUCGAGAAGUCGCGACGGCACCUCGCCGAGAUACGACUCGCACAAUCGCGUAUCGAAAUCAUCGCGACCGGCACCUUCCCAAUCAGCCAGCAAGACGGCGGCAAGCUACGUCUCGAGCGAGGAGCAGGCGCGCCAGUUUGUCGCCGACGAAGACAAAUUUGUCUUGCGACAGUCGAAAAAAAAGGCCGAUAUUCGGGUUCGUGAGAACAGAGCGAAGCCUAUUGACUAUCUGGCGUUUAGCCUCCGAUACAUUGAUGAGGAGCGCGACGUCUUCGACGACGAAGAAGGCGAUGAUGAUAUAGAUGUACCCGAGCCAGCGGAUGUUGUUCAAAGCCUUUCAUUGGAAGGUCUGAAGGAAUUGGAAGCGGAUAUAAAAACCUACCACGUGCUGGAAACGGAAUCUCGGAAUAGGGAAUAUUGGGAGGCAUUGCGCUCGCUAUGCAAGUCGCAGAAAGCAAGGCUUGACCCCUCGAAGCACGAUAGGCGUGUGGUUAGCAGCGUGGACGAUGACAUCAACAAGAUCCUGGCGCCAAAAACCUACGAGCAGCUGGGCUUGCUGGAGACGCAAAUAAAGACCAAGCUACGAUCUGACGAGGACAUUGACAUAGACUACUGGGAGCAACUUUUGCAGAGUCUACUCGUUUGGAAGGCCAAGGCCGUCUUGGCAAGAACUGUUGAGAAGAUUACCAAGAAAAAACUCGAGCGAAAGGGCCAAUCUUGCGGCAAGAAGAGCAUCGAUACGGGAACGGCACAAGCACAGACACAAGCACUGUCCAGUCAGGCGGCGAACGUGGCACCCUUAGAACAAAGCGGCAACGCAGAUGCCUCACAGGCUACACAAACACUCUACGAUAGGGAGGCUGCCCGGGGCGUUUCAGAAAAUGAGGAGGUCUUUGCUGCGGAGGAGGAGUUGCCAGGCACAUCGAAGCCGCAGUGGGCUGGAGAGCACCAGGUACGCAAGCCAAGAUACUUCAAUCGCGUGCAGAUGGGCUACGAGUGGAACAAGUACAACCAAACGCACUAUGACCACGACAAUCCGCCACCCAAGGUUGUGCAGGGCUACAAGUUCAACAUUUUCUACCCCGACGUCAUAGACAAAACCAAGGCACCGACGUUCAAGAUUAUUCGGGAGCACGGCAGGAGGCGGGGUGAGUCCUUUGCGGCCGCAGGCGAGGAAGAUACGUGCUUAAUCCGCUUCAUUGCGGGACCGCCGUAUGAAGAUAUUGCCUUUCGGAUUGUGGAUCGUGAGUGGGAUUAUAGCGCCAAACGGGACCGUGGGUUCAAGAGUUCUUUCGACAAGGGCAUUUUGCAGCUGCAUUUUCAGUUCAAAAAGAUCUUCUACCGAAAAUAA
This is a messenger RNA of Cordyceps militaris CM01, 1392 nucleotides long. RefSeq names its product cactin, putative. Gene Ontology annotation, cellular component: spliceosomal complex; cytoplasm. The transcript is spliced from 3 exons. Lineage: Eukaryota; Fungi; Ascomycota; Sordariomycetes; Hypocreales; Cordycipitaceae. Gene Ontology annotation, biological process: mRNA cis splicing, via spliceosome. Gene Ontology annotation, molecular function: protein binding. The coding region runs from base 1 to 1392 and encodes 463 amino acids. The record is from RefSeq and is a predicted model, not a curated record.